Elaeis guineensis (African oil palm) is the source of this 895-nucleotide messenger RNA. RefSeq lists its product as uncharacterized. Lineage: Eukaryota; Viridiplantae; Streptophyta; Magnoliopsida; Arecales; Arecaceae. The record is from RefSeq and is a predicted model, not a curated record.
UUACGCCUUCUAAAAUCAGAAGUCCGCCAGAUAGAGUUUGAGACAUGAGGCCGCGGAAGGCGACGACGGGCCGGCGAACCGCCGCGUCGCCCCGCCGCGACCGCCCUCUCGACUCGCUCGGUCUCGAACCGGUUCCCUCUUCUUCCUCCGCCUCCCGCCGCUCCUCCCGGGUCUCUGCCUCCCUUCUCCUUGAUGACCACCCCGGCUUCCCGGCGGAGGAGGCCGCGUCGGACUUCCCGUCGGAGCUCCAGGACGGCGGAAGGUGGCCGAGUCCAACGGAGCCCAGGACCUUUACUCACAGCGUGAAGCAGCAGUGCUGGGAGAAGGCGGAGAAGGUGAAGGGCCGCGACCCGGACCGCUGGCGCCGCGACCCUCUCGGCAACAUUGUCUUCCGGAAGCUCGUUGGUUGCCCCGGCUGCCUCUGCCACGACUAUGAUCACAUACUCCCCUACUCCAAGGGUGGGAAGAGCACCUUGGAAAAUUGCCAAGUUUUGCAGGCAACUGUUAAUCGAUCUAAGGGAAAUAAGACUGAGGUAUCCAAAUCUGACCUAAUACAGAAGAGCGCAUAUUGUAGAGUUUCAGGACGAGACAUGGAUCUUAUAGAACUCUCUGCAUAUGGUAAUGUCCGUCGUGCAUCAGACUCGGGGGGUUGCAACAUCCAAUGACAAAAACAGCAGUAUCUGAAAGUGACAAGCUAUAGGAAAAAGCAACUGUGUAAGUGAUCCAGGGAAUCUGUCGUCCUACUAAUGUCUUUACUUAUGUAAUUGGAAAAUCAUAUGUUCAGUGACUUCGAAAAAUGUGCAACAAUGCCAAAAUAUUUUAUAUGUAAAAUCUGUCCUUAGAAUCUAGACUGUAAUCCAGUUGAUUUGUUACAGGCUAGUGUUUUUUUUUAUAA